GUCAACUACUCAGCCCCCUCACACGUCCGGGCCGCCAUCCCACUUCUGACACCAGUGUAGUGAACCCGCGGGGCAGGGAACGAAGCAAAUAUGGGUCUCUGGCGUGAAAGGCAAACACCCUUCGCGUCACACCAAUAAGGUGAACCCACUUGGUUGGAAUUGUGACAUGGCUCGUUCAGCGAGGAUCGCGACAAUACCUGGGUUGCUGGCGUGAAAGGCAAACACCCUUUAAUUGAAAUAAAUAAACAACUGACUGAAAUACAAAAAAAUGAACCCUCAUUUAAAAAUGACAUAAUUUAAACUACACAGUAAUGAAUCCGUCUCACAAACUAGGGUAUUGGGAAGUUUUGGACUGGAACAGCUUCACUCAUGAACCCGAGGAGCCUUAAUAUUAUGUAUGAAACAGGAACACUUUUAGACCGUCCCCUCGCCCAUACCCGGGCGCGAACCAGGGACCCUCUGCACCCAUCAACAACAGUGACCUGUUGGUAUAGUUUCAGUGCCAGGACAAAACAAGGUAAUGUCGACAACACCCAAAGAUACACGCUGACAGUUUCCUCGUGAUGUCGUCUACAAAAUAUCGACAAAAGCCACCCUUCAACUCUGACCCACUGAGUGAUACACGGGUGAAAACAAAACGCUUCACAAUCACCUCUGAAAAGCUCGGGUGGGGAAGAACAACAUGACAUAGCAGAGAAGUAAACAGCUUUUCCAUCUGCAUCCGUUUCAAACACAUAGGAAAAUGUUAAUGACAGCAUGGCUGGUCAUGCCCUCUGCUUAGCGGCGUGUGUGUUAUAAAUCACCUCAACAAUACGGCCACUGACGACAACUGCAGCACAUACCUAGAAAUAUGGCACAGCCAUGGCUGAACGUCAGCCUACAUCCAGAGAGAAGUAACUUUACGUAAUCUAACAAUAAUUAUUUUAUCCAAAGCCUAAGGUUACGCUAUAACACGACCGUUCUGCUUAUUGCAUUUAUAAACCUGAACGCUUGUUUGUAUUUUCUGUAUAGAACGAGAACGGGUGCCUUUGGGACCGUACUAUCUGGGAUCGUUGGGACGUCCCUACCCCUCAUUGCAGUUGACAUGGUUAAGGUAAUGCGUUAAGGUCGUGCGUUAAGGUAAUGCGUAAAGGUCGUGCGUUAAGGUAGUGCGUUAAAGUAAUGCAUUAAGGUUAUGUGUUAAGGUAAUGGCAGGGACGGCCCAAGGAUCAUAAAUAGCAGUGACCAUAGCCUGUGUCCCCCGGAGAGGGCACACGGGUUCGGGAGCCAUUACUUGUGACGUAACUAGCUCGUUAACCGGCUGUUUUAACUCAGACUGCGGUAGCGGCCGGGUGUAAAAGUCGGAAGUAAAUGACCGACAGUCUCCUCCUGGCCAAAACGUGUUGAGGCGGAUAGGUCUUUACACCUUUUGUCAGCUAAAUAAAAGGCGCACAUUAUUGGUACUAAGAGCGAAGAAAUAUUUUAUACUCGAGCAAUUUCGUUAAAAAAAAAAAAAAAAUUAAGGAGGGUGCGCAGGGUUGUAUUUUAUCGUACGAGCUAGAUAGAGAUAGCAGCUCUUUGUCUCGUUUCGGUUAGUUUAGUUAAUUUAGUCUGAUAUCUGAAGUAGCUAGACAACUGCGACAAUGGAUAAAGCAAAAUCAAUUAUCGGGAAAAAAGGGUCCGGAUCUUGUCAUGCCAACGGACUUCAGAGGGAGUGUCAUUCCCAGGCUAACAUCGGCGGCUGUAACGCUUACAAAUCAAGUGGAAACUGUAGUGGUGACAGUAGCAAUAUUGAACAAUUCCAUCACCUGCAGCCCGAUCACGUCGAAGCCAAUGGGUCAUCCAAUGGGUCAUCCAAUGGGUCAUCUCCUGCGAAAAGAUGCCGGUUACGAAGAAGAGUUGAGUCGGUGAAGAGAAACAGACCACCCUUCCCCUGGUUUGGGAUGGACAUCGGCGGUACUCUGGUGAAGCUGGUCUACUUCGAGCCUAAGGACAUCACGGCGGAGGAGGAACAGGAAGAGGUGGAAAACCUGAAGAGCAUCCGCCGCUACCUGACCUCCAACACGGCGUACGGGAAGACUGGCGUCCGAGACGUCCACCUGGAACUGAAGAACCUGACCAUGUGCGGCCGGACGGGCAACCUGCAUUUCAUACGCUUCCCCACACAGGCCAUGCACCGCUUCAUCCAGAUGGGCAGCGACAAGAACUUCUCCAGCCUCCACACCACGCUCUGCGCCACGGGCGGAGGGGCCUACAAGUUCGAGAACGACUUCAGAACGAUGGCUGAUUUAGAGCUGUUGAAGCUGGAUGAGCUUGACUGUCUGAUUCACGGCCUGCUCUAUGUGGACUCCGUGAGGUUCAACGGCCACCCCGAGUGCUUCUACUUUGAGAACCCGUCAGACACCCAGAACAGCGUGAAGACUCCGUGCAGUCUGGCAGACCCGUUCCCUAUGCUGCUGGUUAACAUUGGAUCUGGGGUUAGCAUCCUGGCUGUGUACUCUAAAGACUACUACAAACGGGUCACCGGCACAAGUCUUGGUGGGGGUACGUUCCUGGGCCUGUGCUGCCUGCUGACUGGGUGUGAGACAUUUGAAGAGGCUCUGGAUAUGGCGAGCAGAGGCGACAGCAGCAAUGUGGACAAGCUGGUGAGGGAUAUCUACGGAGGAGACUAUGAGCGUUUCAGCCUCCAAGGAUCUGCUGUAGCCUCCAGCUUUGGCCACAUGAUGAGUAAACAGAAACGAGACUCCAUCAGCAAAGAGGAUCUGGCCCGGGCUCUGCUGGUCACCAUCACCAAUAACAUUGGUUCCAUUGCACGCAUGUGUGCCGUCAACGAGAAGAUCGAGAGAGUUGUGUUUGUUGGCAAUUUCUUACGGAUCAACACCGUGUCUACUAAGCUGCUGGCCUACGCCAUGGACUUCUGGUCCAAGGGACAACUGAAGGCCCUGUUCCUGGAACACGAGGGAUAUUUUGGAGCGGUUGGGGCAUUCCUGGAGCUGCUAAAGUCAUCUGAGGAGCCAUGAUGAUAUGCCAAUGCCAUCCCUCAAGAAGCUGCCGAGAAGCCGCCACAGGAAACUGGAAAAAGCCAUUUAAUUUAACUAUAAACAUCUUUGAUCUAUUUUUCUCUAAAAUCCCCUCAAAUAGAGGUUUUUAUUAAUAAAGCUAAUGUAAUGUCUCA
Messenger RNA from Oncorhynchus keta (chum salmon), 3154 nucleotides. Its product is annotated as pantothenate kinase 3-like. Gene Ontology annotation, cellular component: nucleus; cytosol. NCBI's taxonomy places the organism in Eukaryota, Metazoa, Chordata, Actinopteri, Salmoniformes, Salmonidae. The record is from RefSeq and is a predicted model, not a curated record. The transcript has 7 exons. Gene Ontology annotation, biological process: coenzyme A biosynthetic process. Gene Ontology annotation, molecular function: ATP binding; pantothenate kinase activity. Bases 1623 to 2999 code for a protein of 458 amino acids.